Acanthosepion pharaonis is the source of this 675-nucleotide messenger RNA. NCBI's taxonomy places the organism in Eukaryota, Metazoa, Mollusca, Cephalopoda, Sepiida, Sepiidae. The record is from the annotation of a GenBank genome assembly.
AUGAUCUUGGAGCCAUCCAUUUGGAUUUUUGGUUACGGUUCCUUGACCUGGAAACCGUGCAUAAACUAUGCGAAGAGAGAAAUCGGCUUUAUUUGGGGAUUUUCAAGAAAAUUUUGGCAAGGGAAUAUCCACCAGAGAGGAACAUUUGAAAAGCCUGGACGUGUGGCAACCUUAAUCAAUUCAGAAGGAGAAAAGUGCUGGGGAGUGGCCUAUGAAGUUCGGGGACAAGAGAAUAUCGAAAAUGCUCUUUCUCAUUUAGAAUCUCGAGAGACGAAACUCGGCGGUUACCGGAAAUUCAUCACCAAAUUCUAUCGUCGUGAUGCCAAAGAGAAAGACCCGACCGGAGAAGAAGAAACAUUUGCAGAUGUAAUUGAUGUUCUUUGCUUCACGGCUACACCGAGUAACCCUCAUUAUUUGGGACCGUGUGAUGUGGAACUGAUGGCCGAUCAGAUUGUCAGCACAAGCGGUUCGUGCGGACCCAAUUCCGAGUAUAUCACGCGAUUAGCUCAGUUCCUUCUUGAACACAUUCCCGAAGACAAUGACACGUUUCUGUUCACGCUGGAUGCCAAGAUUAAAGAGAAACUGGAUAAGAACCAACCCCGACAACUUUUCUCAAGCCUUAUUGGCCAAAAUCUCCAAGACAGUUUAAACAAAAGCAUUAAAAAUAAAUCAUAA